Molecule: messenger RNA, 1833 nt
Organism: Lodderomyces oxycetoniae
Lineage: Eukaryota; Fungi; Ascomycota; Pichiomycetes; Serinales; Debaryomycetaceae
Exons: 1
Coding region: 1-1833 (610 amino acids)
Source: RefSeq, a predicted model, not a curated record
AUGUUCAAAAGACAUAAAUUGACCUCGUCGCUUGGUUUGCUGAGGAAAAAUGAAGAUUUGAGUGCCUCAAGCGGGAGGUCAGGCUCAUCGCCAGCAGGCGAUAACUCUAUUUCGUCACCACCUCCAUCGUCAUCUUUAUUUUCUUCUUCUUCCCCAUCGAACUCAGAGUCUCUUGGGAGAAGAGCUGGACAUGAGUCAAACGUACUUGAGGAUAAUUGCCGUCAAAUUGGUAGUGGCACUUUACAGGGACAGCUAGGAAGUCUGAUUGAUAUUGCUGCUGCUGCUACUGCUGAAGAUCAAUAUUCCACGGUUUUAUCGGAAACAGAUACCUUGAUUCCUAAAUAUAGCGAUAGCUAUGAGCUCCAGCCCAGAUUUGUUGAUAAUUUUGCAUUUUACUUACCGUUCAUUAUACGUCAGUGGCUUCUUACUGAAGUGGCUAGAAGAGAAGAACAAAGUAGGUCUAGAAGAGAAGAACAAAGUAGGUCUAGAAGAGGUGCUUCUGUCUCAAGAGAAGUUGCUGUUGCACAAUUUUUCCCCUUCCACGAUUCAUAUAAUAUCGAUAACGUUGACGAUGGAGAUGUAGCUACCAUAUUUAACGAGGAGUAUAUUCCUUUGGAGCAGCAAGCUAUCGAACACGAUAAAAUAAUGGAUAAGAAAUUAACUGCUUUUAAUUAUAAGAGACUGUUGGUGAUUGUGAAUGGUAUGUCGUUGAAGUCGAAUACUUUUAUAUUUCCAACAUCGGAAUCAUUUGAGUUGUUCAAGAAACUCAGGGGGAAAGUUAUAUCUUCAGUUGACUCUAGCAUCAAAAAGCUGGCAUUGCCAUUGUUUAAAAUGAGUGUUCCUUACUUUUCUACUUUUCGAAAGGAUUCACCAUUUAUAACGUUUAGGAAAUACCGCGAGAUUCCACCAUCUUUACAAGGAGACAGGCUGCAAACAAACGCAAACAUCAAUAUUGCCACAGCUAAUCAUCAACCAACUGAGGAAUUUGAAUUAUAUGAUUAUUGUCAUAUUCAUUCAAAGUACUUUCGACAUUUCCGUAGAUUCAUUUAUGAAUUUAUGCCUAAUACCCCUCAUUGCUUCAAGGUUGUUUCAUUCCAAUCUUAUUCACUACCACUUACGGAUUUUCUUUACAAAAACACUAGAUUCAGAUUGAUAGGCACUUCAAUGGCGAAUGGACUUAUUUGCCACUAUAGUCCACAAAUGAAAUUAUUCAUCCUUGACAACGAUCAAGUUUCAUUAUGUGACGACCUAUACAAUAAACCAAUUACAUCGGCAUCAACAUUAUUACAUUUGAAAAAAGAUGCAAAAAAGGAAAAGCUUGUUGAAUUUGAUUGCAAUGAUGCAUCGUGCUUCAUUAACCCCGUGCCUCUGAAAACGAAUGAUUUUGCAUACACAAGAUCUGGACCCAAUUAUCCUCCAGAGUCAAGUAAGCAAGGACCCAUACCAUUUGACUUACCCCCAUUUGGAAUCUAUAAGGACUCUUCAAUGUAUUUAUCAAAUGAUAUGUUCAAUCUACCUAAAAAAUAUACUGAGAUUGGUAAAAUUGAUUUGUACCAGGAUAUUCAAGGCCAAAAUUCACAAGUUGAUCCAAUAUUAUCAAACAACUCCAAUAAUGCGCUGGACGCAUUAUCGAUACUGGAUGUUAACAGUACGUUUUCUGUAGAUACAGAUACAAUGGUAUUGACUGUGAUUUUGACUACAAUGAGAGAGGUUAACAUUAGAAAUAGUGGGAAAUCAAAUGCAACCCCUGGAUUUGGAAGUCACGGAACGAGUAUAAGUAGGAUGGGUGGGUUGGGCAUGUGGGGUAAUGGAAUUGCCGGAAUUACUAUUUGA